AUGGAGCUUAGUGACCACACGGAAGCCACUGCGGAGGAGUCGAGCCCUGGAUGCUCUGAUGUGAAUUGCCUCAUUGAAGAAGCAGCCAAAAUGGAGAAGAUCAAGUUUCAGCACAUCGUGUCCAUCUGUGGGGUUUGCAGGCAGCCCCUAGGUGUUGUGAUGACGUUCAUGGCCAGUGGCUCCCUGGAGAAGAUGCUUUCCACUCACAGCUUUGGCUGACAGCUCAAGAUCUGCACUAUCCAUGAGACCAUCCUGGCCAUGAACUUCCUCCACAGCAUUAAACCGCCGCUGCUCCAUCUGGACCUCAAGCCAGGCAACAUCCUCCUAGACAGCUACACGCAUGUCAAGGUUUCAGACUUUGACCUGUCCAAGAGGAUGGAACAGUCGACCCAGAUGCAGUGCAUCAAGAGGUCAGCUCUGCAGGGCACCCUCAGCUAUCCCCCUGAAAUGUUCCUGGAGAGUAACAAGGAUCCAGGGCCCAAAUACGACAUGUACGGCUUCGGGAUCGUGAUCUGGGAGAUCCUCACUCAGAAGAAGCUGUACCCUGCCAUGGUGUCAGGUAAACAGACUAGGAGACAGACAUGGCUGCUUUUGCUGCUCCAGAGUCCGGUGGCCCACCGUGAGAGCGAGGCCUUGGCUGGGAAGGUGUCCUGCGCAGCGUGCCGGCCCGGGGAGGUCAGUGAGGAGAUCUGCCAGGAGCUAACAGACUCAGACUCGGGAGACUAUUUGAAGCGGGUUCUGCGACUCUCGGCGGACAGUGAGAGCCUGGUCCCUAGUGAUGAGCAGGAGUGCAUCUGUGAGAACAAGCUCACCCCCCUCCACUUCCGGGUAGCCUGGGGCCACCUGGAGCGGGUGAGGCUGCUGCUGGCUCAGGAGGUGGACGUGGACUGCCAGACAGCCCGCGGCUACACGCCCCUCCUCAUCACUGCUUAAGAUAAGCAGCUCCUGGAGCACCGCGCAGACGCCAACCUGGUGGAUGAGGACGGCUGGGCCCACUUGCACUUUGCAGCCCAGAAUGGGGACGACCGCUCUGCCCAUCUGCUCCUGGAGCAGGGGGCCUGUGUGGAUGCCCAGGAGCACGAGGGGUGGACCCCACUCCACCUGGCAGCACAGAACAACUCUGAGAAUGUGGCCCGGCUUCUGGUCUCCCAUCAGGCUGACCCCAACCUGUGAGAGGCUGAGGGCAAGACCCCUCUGCAUGUGGCCGCCUACUUUGGCCACGUCAGCCUGGUCAAGCUGCCGACAGCCCAGGGGGCGGAGUUGGAUGGUCAGCAGAGAAACCUGAGAACGCCACUGCACCUCGCAGUGGAGGGAGGCAAAGGGAGGGCCAUCCAACAUCCGUUAAAAAGUGGGGUGGCCCCUGAUGCCCUCGACCAGAGCAGCUACAGCCCACUGCACACUGCCGCUGCCAGGGGCAAGCACCUUAUCUGCAAGAUGCUGCUCAGGUAUGGGGCCAGCCUGGAGCUGCCGACCCAGCAGGGCUGGACACCCCUGCAUCUAGCAGCCUACAAGGGCCACCUGGAGAUCAUCCACCUGCUGGCUGAGAGCCAGGCCGAUGUGGGGGCUCCUGGAGGCAUGAACUGGAGCCCCCUGCACCUGGCUGCCCGCCACGGGGCAGAGGUGGUGGUGUCCACCCUCCUGAAAUGUGGGGCUGACCCCAAUGCCGCUGAGCAGUCGGGCUGGACGCCCCUUCACCUGGCGGUCCAGAGGGGGGCCUUCCUGAGCAUCAUCCACCUCCUGGAGCACUGUGUGAAUGUCCAUGCCCGCAACAAGGUGGGCUGGACCCCUGCCCACCUGGCCAUUCUCAAGGACAAUAUGGCCAUCCUCAAAGUGCGGGUCAAGGCUGGCGCCCAGCUGGACAUCCAGGAAGGGGUUGGCUGCACACCCCUGCAGCUGGUCCUCCGGAGCCAGAAGCAGGGCAUCAUCACCUUCCCAGAGGGCAGAGAGCCCUCACUGGCCAUUCUGGGCAGAGCUGAGCCAGGAGCCCAGAUGGAAGCUUAG
This is a messenger RNA of Dama dama (fallow deer), 2001 nucleotides long. It is a transcript of the gene ANKK1, whose product is annotated as ankyrin repeat and kinase domain containing 1. Gene Ontology annotation, biological process: protein phosphorylation. Gene Ontology annotation, cellular component: cytoplasm. Lineage: Eukaryota; Metazoa; Chordata; Mammalia; Artiodactyla; Cervidae. The record is from RefSeq and is a predicted model, not a curated record. Gene Ontology annotation, molecular function: protein binding; ATP binding; protein kinase activity.